Rhizoctonia solani is the source of this 1113-nucleotide messenger RNA. RefSeq lists its product as uncharacterized. The coding region runs from base 1 to 1113 and encodes 370 amino acids. The record is from RefSeq and is a predicted model, not a curated record. The transcript has 2 exons. NCBI's taxonomy places the organism in Eukaryota, Fungi, Basidiomycota, Agaricomycetes, Cantharellales, Ceratobasidiaceae.
AUGUCCGAGGGAACCGCCGCCUCUAUAUGGGCCUCACCUCCGCCGGCGACCAAGGCCAAGGAAUCAGCUCCCAAAGAGCCGGCCGCUAACAACAGCAGUUCGCACCAAAGGGGCAGUAGAGGCGGCAGCAAUGCGAAUAAAAAGCGCGCAAGGGGAGGGAAGAGGCAGUCUACAGCCAAUGCAUCGUCCGACCCCGCACCGACUAGUACGACCACUGAUGCUGCUCCCCGCCCUAAACUUAUCGAUCGCUUGGGCAUGGCACCCGAUGCUCCUGCCUCUCCUCCCGUCCAAGCAUCGGCCGCAAGCGCUCCCAAGACCGAUUCUCCGGAUUCCAAGUCCCAGGCCAACCGGCGCGGGAAUGGGAAUGGGAAUAGGAACAGGGACAGGGCUGGCUCUAAGCGCAAGGCCCCGCCCAAAGGCCAAAGACGCCCCCCGCAUCUCAACGAAUCGAGUGAUAACAAUGGCGCACUUACACCCAAUGUCAAUGGCCUUGCCGACCGAUUCAAGAAUCUCAAUACCUCAGCGCCAGGAACACCUCGUCCAUAUACUCCCUCUGCGAUUGAUUGGGCGGGUGAGACCGAGGAUGGAAGUCUCCCAGAUCUCGACGACUGGGGUGUCAGUGCCAAGGCAUCCAGUCCGACGGAGAAUAGCAAACCCGAGGACAAGCAACCGGACAAACCAGCACCCCCCGUCGCAGAGUCCAAGCCCAACGGCCGGAACAACAAGCGAAAAGAUUCAAAGGCAGGCAAGAACCUCGCUGUACCUAACCGGAGCAGCGUAAAUCCCAACGGCAAUGCAUCUUCGCGCCCGGUCACUCCGUCGAGCACCGGAUUCUCCCCCUCAUUGCGGGGUAAGCAGCUGCCUGCACGUGCUUCUUCCCGCGCUUCGACUCUGAAUGAUCCUCCGCCCCAAAUCACCGUAACGACCCAAGAUAAACCUGCAACAACCGGUCUAGGGCUUGAUCUGGCCGUCGACGAGCCCGUGUUUGCGUCGAUCAACGACCCGUUGCCCGAACCUUCUUCUGAGCUUCACACCCACAUCAAACCCGUCGUACGCCAAAUGCGCAUCCGAAUGGCCGUGGCGCUCGAGGACGAGGCGGAAGGCCAAGAAUGA